Drosophila innubila is the source of this 438-nucleotide messenger RNA. RefSeq lists its product as uncharacterized. Lineage: Eukaryota; Metazoa; Arthropoda; Insecta; Diptera; Drosophilidae. The coding region runs from base 91 to 393 and encodes 100 amino acids. The transcript has 3 exons. The record is from RefSeq and is a predicted model, not a curated record.
AGGCUUCGUUUUGAGUUGAUUAAGCGCAGUUUGGUCAGUACUCAACUCUGUGUUCAACUGUGUAGAGCUAAACUAAAUAUUUAAUUCAAAAUGGCCAAGAUCGCUGUUGUAUUCCUCCUUGUCGCAAUUGUUGCUGUUUGCAAUGGCGCCCGUGUCGUUCGUGAAGAACCCGCCAAAUUCGAUUUUGGUGUGUUCCAGCCUAUUGCCGAUGGUUUUGCAAAAGUACUCAGUCCGGAAAAUAUGGCGGAACUGAAGAAAAAUGCUGAUGAGCUCCUUAGUAAAGCAUCCGCAGAAGGCCAGAAACUUGGUGAUGAGGCACUUAAAAAAUUCACUGAAGCUGCAGACAAAUUCAAAGCAGAAAUGAAUAAAGCGAAGGCUGAUGCUCCAAAAUAAGAGCGAGCAGAGCGAUGGAAUCCUAAUAAAUGCUUAAGAACUUGC